UUGAUAACUGUAUUAGAUACACUUUCCUUCUUGUUUUUGGAUAAGUACAAACUGAGACGUCUGGAACUAUUUUUUGGAUUUUUGAUCACUACAAUGGCCGUAUCGUUUGGUUAUCAGUACAUCGUUACUGAUAUACCGCAAAUCAGUGUAAUUGAAGGAAUGUUCCUACCUUGGUCUUCUGAUUACCGUCCCGGUACACUGCUGCAGGCUGUGGGUAUAAUCGGUGCCGUUAUCAUGCCGCACAACUUAUAUUUACAUUCAGCGCUUGUAAAGUCUCGUGCGAUCAAUCGAAACGAUGUUAAGGAAGUGAAAAAAGCAAAUCGUUAUUACUUUAUAGAAGCAUCGAUUGCCCUUGCGGUAUCCUUUGUCAUUAACGUGUUUGUAGUGUCCGUUUUCGCUCAUGAUGUGUAUGGAAAGACUAAUCAAGACGUGCAAAUAAUUAUACAGCCGAUAUCAACAUUUAUAAAGGCGGAUUAGUACUUGGAUGUUUUUAUGGUGGACUAUCGAUGUACGUGUGGGCUA
Molecule: messenger RNA, 522 nt
Organism: Anopheles merus
Lineage: Eukaryota; Metazoa; Arthropoda; Insecta; Diptera; Culicidae
Product: protein Malvolio-like
Exons: 4
Coding region: 94-477 (127 amino acids)
Biological process (GO): manganese ion homeostasis; response to manganese ion; metal ion transport
Cellular component (GO): apical plasma membrane
Molecular function (GO): manganese ion transmembrane transporter activity; cadmium ion transmembrane transporter activity; iron ion transmembrane transporter activity
Source: RefSeq, a predicted model, not a curated record